UUUACAUUGCCCCCACAGUGUGUAUCAGCACAUUGCCAAGUGUUUGUUAUUGUUCAGUGCACAACGGUAGCGAUAUAUUUGCAUAUGUGUAUACAUUGACUCCAAGAUGAAAGGAGCCCGGAAACGGUUAAAGGGCGUUUUCUGAUCAACGCAAACGCUGGGACCGGCUCUGCGCUCCGUGUGGGUGGGGAGGAAGGAUAGAGUCCCGCCCAUGCACGCCUCUGAUUGGAGCUGCGGGCGAUAACCGCGUUCCAUCUCCGAACGUUGGUGCCGUUGGAACGUCGCAGACUGGUCACGUUUCAAGUCGAUCAUUGUGACGUCGCGGAGGUGGUGUUUCACUCGAAUGGAAACAGUCGGAAAUGUAAGGCGGUCGCGGGCGGACGAUCGAGAGAGAGUGCGUUCGCCAUUCAUUUCGCACCAAACUGCCGUUAGCAUUCUGUGUACCUUAAUCUCCAAUGCCAGUACGGUGUGCUGUACCGGGACGCUCCCUUCCUGCCUUCCUUCACGCGUUCCCCAUCCACUUCGAGACAACGUUGCGGUUACGUACAUUUUGAGAGUGUAUUUAAACAAAUGCGUCGUAUUAGACGUAUUGUAAACGGCGCCCUGCUGACGCCAGUUUUUUUUUCUGCAACCUGUUUCGCACCGUUUCAAUGCCCUUGCCCCAUGGAGCGCAAGUGUUGCUGUCUGUUGCGUUGCUCUGUGGUGGCGUUUGCUUCAACGGAAAAUCGAUGCGCAGUCCAGGAUUUUGACAAUUCGACAGAUGCUAAUGUUUUCAGAUACUGAAGCAACCUUUGUCCCUAUACAUCUUGACCUGGACCUAUGUGACUUGGGCUGACAAGUGAAAAUAAUUAUGCCACGCGUCAUAUUCAUAUAACAGCAAAGUACUGCAGAUUUUGGGAAUCUGAAAUAAAAGCAGAAUAUGCCGGAGGAACUCGAUAAUAGCCGAGGAACUGGCAGCAUCUGUGGAGAGAGAAUUCAUAUCUGAGAGUCAAAGUCGAAGAGGAUACAGAAGCUGUGAUAUUUAAUGGAGCUGAAGUGGUGGACGUUCCGAAUGGUUCAUCUUCCCUUACUACUGAAGACCUUUCACAAGCAAACAAUCAAGAAAGAUAUCUAACUGCUGUAGUUUAUGUACAGAAAUCAGGAGCAGAAGGCUCGGCCAGUGCUUCAGGUAUGAAUAACAAUGAGUCAACAGCAAACCUGCCACAGGAGUGUCUGCCAAACAGAAGCGAUGUUUCACCUGGAACCGCGUCGCAUGAGCCUCGACACAGGCCUGGAGAAUACACUUACACUUACAGACCCAAAAGAAGGAAAAUUACAAUCCAUAAUGCAUUUGUCUGUGUAAAUUAUCUACAGCCUUUGAUGAGAACCAGAGACACUGGAGAUUAUGUGGACUAUGAAGAAAAUAGUGACUUUGUUUACGACUACAGCGCUGACUACGAAUGUGCCAGUGAUAUGUCAGAAGGUUCCUAUGUUACCGAUCAGCAGAGGACGCUGGUGGAGAUUCUUAAUUACUGCCAGGUAAUGUAUGCUGCUAUCCAGAGACUAGACAAGAAAUUUGAUGUUCUGCAUCGCAGGGUUACAGAGAUGCAUCAGGGGAGAAUGAAACCGAUGUUUUUCAAACCGAGACUGACGACAGUAUCCUAUGGAAAUGCCCACCAGAUGCCGCUCACCAAAAUGAAAAUACAGAAGCCAGUGGAGAGGGAAGUGAGGAUCCGGAUGCCACCAUCUGAUCCAGGGUCCCACACUGCCCCGGUCAUGAUACGAGUGGAGAAAGAGCCAGUGACAGUUCCAAUUCCAAGCCAUUCUGUACAGUCCUCUGCUCAGCCACAGAUAGUGUACAGCAGUGCAAGAAGAACAAGUCCUCCUCUGCCCACAAUUCACUCUGUCCAGUCUUUGAAAGAAUCCCCAGUGCAGUGCUCUGCGACUGCAGUUGGCAUUUCUGACUUCGCCCAGGGGAAGGCGACUGUUGAGCAAGACAGCAGGAUACCUAUAUCUUCAGGUGCCAGUGAUACAGUGCAUCCCACCGGAAGACGAUAUCAAGAUAGUUGUACUUCCAGAGAAAGAGAAGCAUUUGCUCAUGUCAAAACUGCAGACAGUGCUGCAGAGCAAACCAGCUUUUCUCAACCUGAAGUUCCUUCCUCAUCGUCCGGAGAUAGUAUGAGUUUAGAAUAUCUGGGUGACCCAAGACGAAAUAUAAAGGUGCCUGUAGCCUUCUUAAUGAAGGCACGACAGAAGACCAAACCAAAGUAUGCAGCACGUUAUCUCGUCCGGAUGAUGUUCCCAAAGGAUACACUAAUGUAUAGUAACAUGCAAGGUGACAAAACUAGAGGAAUCAAACCAUUGGAUCCUAAUAAGGUUGCAGCUCUGCGAGAGUUCCUUUGUUCAUUUUUCCCAACAUGUGAUUUGAGUGAGGAAGGCAAAGACUGGAAGAUUUGUGUCUCCAAUGUGAAUUCCAUGAUUCGCAGCCUACGUUGUGAAAUCCAAAAGGAAGCAGACAUCACCAGUGAUAAUGGAAAAGCUUCAGAACCCGGAGGAACAAUGGUGUGUGUCAAUCUGGAUUCUGAUGGUGAGGAUGAGCCCGUCCCUUCCCAAAAACCUGAAGAAGCCAAAGCAACUACUGAGACAUCGCGACAGGAAUGGCAACAGCAAGACAAUUCUACAGCGCCUGAGAAUGACGAGCAAAAAGCUUUCGAACCAAAAGAAACCUUGGGUAACCCAACGCGGCAAGUUCAGCUCCCAUAUUCCACUGUGUACGUCGCAAAGCAGAAAACAAGACCAGAGCUGGCAGCCCGCUACCUAGUUCGACAUUUGUUUCCUGAGGAGGUGCUUGUAAGAAGCAAUGUGUACGGAAACCUGGACCGGGGUAUCGCACCUUUAGACAGCAACAAAAUCAGCGCUGUCCGAGAAUUUCUUGAAGAGGUCUAUCCAGUAUUUGAUUUAGGUGAGAAUGGGCGUGACUGGAAAGCUUGUGUGGCUGCUAUAAAUAGUUCCAUUCGCAGCAUAAGACAUGACCUCAGGAAGUCCCUGCCUGGCUAUUACAAGAAACAGCACCCUCAGUAUUUUUCAGUGUACUACAAGAAACAGUCUGCGAAUCAUGGCAGCAAAAUCAGCACUCCUCAGAGCAACAAUCCACAAGAGAACUUCAGUGGAGGCACAGACAUCCUCUAAGUACUAUUUCGAGAGAGUUGAAAUGCUAAAAAUGAAAAAGGGCUUGUGCUCCAUUAUUAUCUGAAACAACACAGUCUUCAAGAGCAUACAGACUUGUUUAUGAUGUUCUCUUAAAGACAUUCUCUGUUAUUCACUAUGAGAGAUCCUGAGUAGAAGUACAGAUAUGCUUUCAUGCCAUGGUUCUAUUUUUGUGCGUGUUCAAGUUUGCAUUUGUGCAAUACUCAAAAAUAUGAACUGCAGAAUAGGUAAAACUGGAAACAUGAUUUUAUCAUAACGGGUAGCAAAAAACUUAUUCAAGUGGAAUGGAAUAUUUGAAAUGACUUUGCAAACUGAUGAGACUUAGCUGCUGAAAUUACUUUAUGGAUAUUAUUUAUAGAGAGAGAUGUAUCCUAUAAUUUUGGGAUUACUGUGUGAAUACUAUGUUGCCAAUGUGAUACAUGCAUGAGGAUACUUGAUCUUUGAUUUUUACUUAUUUUGCUUCUUAUUGAAUAUAUUUUUGGUUUUGAAUAUAUCCGUCAACGAAGUUGUCCCUUUUAGGCAAUCUUCUCCAUUUCUGGUUCUGGAGUCAAAUGGAAAGACACUGGUCUUAAGUUAUUUUCACCUCCCCAAGAUGGAAUAUUUUGUUACUGAUUAAUGAUUUAGGUUGUGUUGGAGCCCUAUGAAUUUGGGUUUUGAACCUGUUAAUGGCAGAUUGUGAAGGCUGCAAAUGCAAUGUAACGAGUGCUGGAUUAUGUGGGAAGGGACAGCUGAAGCAGUAGGUUAAUAACUCUGGAAUUUGAGUUUGGGUCUGAGCCAGGCAGUAUCCUUCUUUAUCAUUUGGAAAAUUUGUAUGUAAAUUGAGUUUGAGACAGUCUGAACCUAGUUGUUUAUAAGCACAAUAUCUUCCACAAUUUAGCACUGGUUAAUGCUAAAUCAUGAGUCUCAUGCAGACGCAAUAAAGGGAGGGAAAUAGAACAUUUACCAUCAGUUCAAAUGAAAACAAUCUUUUUGACAUUAAGCCUGAUGCCUUUCGUGUAUCGGUGCUGAGAGGGCAAUUUUGGCACCCUAGCCAUUCAGUUUGUGAAUAUGGAUGCUGGCACUGGGUGUCAAAAUUGAGAAAAUGUUUCAAUUAAUAUGUCAUUAUAAACAACUAAAUCCAUUCACGUCUAGGAAAGAACUCGGGUUCUGAGUCACUGCUGCUUUGUUUUCUGAUGCUUAAAUAGUAACAGUUAUGGAAACAUCCCUUGUCGGGUAUCAUUUUGUUUAACAGAUAUAUCUUUGGCUUACGUUCUUUAUAUCUGAUUAAUU
Stegostoma tigrinum is the source of this 4455-nucleotide messenger RNA. RefSeq lists its product as uncharacterized. The transcript is spliced from 14 exons. Gene Ontology annotation, molecular function: DNA binding. Lineage: Eukaryota; Metazoa; Chordata; Chondrichthyes; Orectolobiformes; Stegostomatidae. The record is from RefSeq and is a predicted model, not a curated record. Bases 1171 to 3168 code for a protein of 665 amino acids.